Myripristis murdjan (pinecone soldierfish) is the source of this 2522-nucleotide messenger RNA. It is a transcript of the gene chp1, whose product is annotated as calcineurin-like EF-hand protein 1. Lineage: Eukaryota; Metazoa; Chordata; Actinopteri; Holocentriformes; Holocentridae. Gene Ontology annotation, molecular function: calcium ion binding. The record is from RefSeq and is a predicted model, not a curated record. The transcript is spliced from 7 exons. Bases 367 to 954 code for a protein of 195 amino acids.
CCACUUCACAAUGCAGGAAGGUAGCUAGCAGCCGCUGAAACUCCUCGGUGGCGUGACAAAACGACAGACCUCCCUGAAGCUUUCAUAACCAGAGGAGUACCCAAGUCUGUCACACACACAAAAAAAAGACAGAGAACAGCGGGAUUUCUCUCAAUAUUUUCCGGCUCGUCAGUUUUCCGGCCGCCUUCACAACGAGACCCCAACCCAGCGGAGGAGUUUCGCCCGCUAGCUUAGUUAGCUAGCCCGUCGUUAGCUGGUCAACCCCGGUUUGAGCUCCUCUGCCCGGAAUUUCUCGGAGAUAUUUCACGGCUGGGUUGCGAAAGACGGCUGGCUAGUCUGCUCUUGUGUUUCCUUUAGCGUUUCACCAUGGGCUCCCGGGCGUCUACGUUACUCAGAGAAGAGGAAAUUGAAGAAAUCAAGAAGGAGACCGGCUUUUCCCACAGUCAGAUCACUCGCCUCUACAGCCGCUUCACCAGCCUGGAUAAAGGGGAGAACGGCACCCUCAGUCGAGAAGAUUUCCAGAGGAUCCCGGAGUUGGCCAUCAAUCCUCUCGGAGACAGGAUCAUCAACGCGUUCUUCCCAGAGGGGGAGGACCAGGUGAACUUCAGGGGAUUCAUGCGGACUUUGGCUCACUUCAGACCAAUUGAGGACAAUGAAAAGAACAAGGACCCCACUGCCAGCGAGCCACUCAACAGCAGGACAAACAAGUUACUUUUCGCCUUCCGCCUGUAUGACCUGGACAGAGAUGACAAAAUCUCUCGUGACGAGCUGUUACAGGUCCUAAGGAUGAUGGUCGGUGUGAACAUUUCAGACGAGCAGCUCGGCAGCAUUGCUGAUAGGACCAUUCAGGAAGCUGACCAGAACGGAGACAACUCAAUUUCCUUUAAUGAAUUCAUCAAGGUCCUGGAGAAGGUGGACGUGGAACAGAAAAUGAGCAUCCGGUUCCUGCACUAAGUUGCCGUGUUUGCAGCGUGGAGCUUCAACAUGCCAGUCGAUACAGGACACAACCCCAUUUCAACCUCUGGACGGGCCGCUGUGGCCCACACUACAAGUACCUGCUCUCUGACCAAGCAUUAGGUAGAUCAUGUCAUAGAUCUUGAGUUUCUGCCUUUGCACUGCUCUGUAAAACAAAGGGAAAAGUUGCGUGCCUUGGGUUGUUUUAUGCUUUGUCACUGUUUUUUAUUUUUUCCCAGCUCAUGGAACACUAUUUAUUUGCAACUUUUUGGGGGGGCAUAUUUAGCACCAUUGCUGUUCCACUCUUCUUUACAUGAAAAAUUAUGGAUUUUAUAUCAUGGUACAAUGAGGCUUUUCCUGUUGCAAUAAGAGGGCAGGAAAGCCGAGGCCUGGCCAUUGUAAGCGUACUCAUGCUGUUCUCUUCCAUGGAUAUUUAGCAUGUGUUGCGUCUUUGUCCAUAUAAAUAUGCCAAUGUUGAAAGUAAAACUUAAAGAUGUACAAUUCCACCUUUUAAAAACAACAGGCAGUGUCUUUAACGCUGACAGGAUCUUAUGACUGCACUGCUUUGGCUUGAGGCAGAGCAAGUCUGACCGGCCCGAGAGCAGUGAGUUCAUACUCUCCUCCCUUAAAGCAAAGUGGGACUUUCUGAAUAAAUUAUUGUUUUUCUCACUGAAGUGCCAUGGUUUUGGUUCCCCCCCUCGUAAAUAUCUCCAAAGUUCUGGGGAACCUAUGGUCAUGUUUGUGUGUUUUGUCUUCAUAUGGGUUUACCCAGCUACUGCCAACAGAUUGUAAUUGCCUGUUUCAUUUGUCGGACUGCAACCAAAAAAAUUGACCUUCCCUCAAAAGCCAAAAGCCACUUGGGGCCUGCUGGAGCCAGGGCCAAUGCAACAUAUAGUGUAUAUAAUGUGAGACUGAAAGAGCUAUUCAUUCAUGUAUAACUGAGGAAAAACAGCGACGCCAGUUUUGACUGUAGGUUUAAAACCAAAUGCUGCAAGCUCUUUGGUUCGUGAGUUUAUCUCCUCUUUGUACAAAAGAGGCUUACAUGCAGAACGUUUUCCACUCUGAGAUUUAAUGAAGCCCUGGCAAACUAUGCGUGGCCCUGUAGUGGAAAUCCGGCUAUGGACCAGUUAGUGCUCAGACUUCAACCAGUUAAACCCAAGAUAACUCGCAAGGCUUCUCACUUUCCAUGAUCAGCUUCAUUGUGGCUAAGAAACAAUGUACAUGUUGAUUAUAUGCACUGCUCAGUUGUCAAGCUUUUUCCCUUCAUCAGGCUAGUUGCAGGUACUAAAGAGGAUUCAAUGCAUUAAAAUAUAUUUUCUGUGCAGGCCAGUGUACUUGACCUGACAUGCAGAUGUAUGAUCACUGAUCUUUUAUGUGAUUGUGAGUUUGUGUAAUGAUUUCUAAGAAAAACCUCCAGCAGCUGAACGCCGGAGAUAUAACACUCGCUCAUUUUAUGAAUCAAGAUGUGAUUAUCAAUCAAAUAUAAUUCAAAUGUUAACGUGAUGUUGGUCUAGUUAUUAUCAAGAUGACUUAUGAAUUUGAUUUGAAUAAAAUAAGUGCCAUGCCUA